This is a messenger RNA of Camelina sativa (false flax), 2278 nucleotides long. RefSeq lists its product as uncharacterized. The record is from RefSeq and is a predicted model, not a curated record. NCBI's taxonomy places the organism in Eukaryota, Viridiplantae, Streptophyta, Magnoliopsida, Brassicales, Brassicaceae.
UCCUUCUCUUUUCUUACAAGAGAGAGAAGAGAGCUGACACAUUUCUAAAUUUUCCAACUCAUCUCUUCUUCUCUCAUUACCAAAAACGGUAAUUUCAGAACAAAUCUAGGGUUUUCCAUUCCCGGUAAAGAUCCACACUUUAACACUACCAUUACUAAAAAAAAAUCUCAACUUUUUUUGUUUGCUUCUUCUCCUUCUUUGCUCCUUGAAUCUAUAUUCUUAGGGCGUCUUCUUCCUCUGCAAUUUCAUCUUUUCGCUUCAAUGGAGGAGGUGGAUUGCACUUUACCAGUCACAAAGACCACUACGGAACCCUCAGAUGCUUGUACCACUGAGGACGCCAUUCGAGCUUUAUUCGUUUACUUAGUCGACCCUUUGCUUCCAUUCAAAUCAUUUGAUGUCCCUUCCAAGCCCCUCCGCGAAUCUGUCGCCAAACAGGUUCAUGCUGUUGUGUUGCUCUUCAAUUAUUACCACAGGAGAGACAACCCUCAUCUUGAAUGUUUGUCUUUUGAGUCGUUCAGUAGCUUAGCUACGGAUAUGAGACCUGCUCUGCUGCUGCAUUUGAAGGAGGAUUCUUCUGGGAGAGAUGGUGAUUUGGACCAUACCGUUUUGCUGGAGAAGGUUAUUAAAGAUGCUUGUAGUUUAUCCAUGAGCUUAGAUGCGUCUUCAGAUCUUCUUGUCUUGAACAAGUUCCCUAUAAGGACAGUUGCGGUUCUACUAGUUGACUCAGAGAAGAAGAACUGUUAUCUUAAACACAGCUCCAUCACGCAAGGUGUGUGGUCACUACUUGAAAACCCCAUUAUAGCAGAUCAGAAACAAGAGGUCGUCUUUCAAAAAGUUGCAUUUGCUGCUGUUAAGGAGGCCACAGGUGUUAAUCACAAGGACAUUGUGAUAUUGGAGAGGCAUCUGGUAUGCUCCUUGAGUGAAGAGAAGACUGCAGUCCGCUUUUACAUAAUGAAGUGUACUUCACAAGACAAGUUUUCUGGAGAAAAUCCCGUUGAAGAAAUGCUUAGUUGUAUGCAGGGUCCUUUGUUUGAGAAGAGCUUCUCCGAAUGGUCUACAAAUUCCAGAGUGGAAUACUUUCAUGUUCUUCCAUAUGCCAGCCUCAUACAAGAUUGGUUUUCCAGGCGAGGAGAUACUGAAUCUUUGAUAGAGAAAGAAUCAGAAGCUGUAUGUGAUGACAGAGAAAGCAAUGGCAACGAAGAUGCAACCAAUGAGUUGGAACUUUCUGACAUUUUUGGAAGAGGAGGAAAUGCUGCUUCUAGAAGGCGUAAUGAAAUUAAAGCCAAAAAAGUUGCCGCUCUACUUAGCAAUCCUAAAGCUAGAAGAAAAGCUACUCCGGGGAUACAUAAUCGAUACUUCAAAGGAAGUAUGAAAUCUUAUGUCGAUACUUCAAAUGGAGGGAAAGGUGGUUUGGAGGUUGCAUCUGAUCAAAAUGAUCACAAAGAAAGAGGUAUCCAGAGGAAGAAAGCUGUUACUGACAGAUUUAAUAGCAUUCAUAAGCUUCAUGUAGCUCCUGUUUCUGCUCAUAACUCUAACCAAAACCUUGAGGACCUACAGACGUCUCUUCUUUCUAGAGCUACAUCACUAUCCGAAACUGCAUUGAAAGUUCUUCUUUGCAAACGAGAUAAACUGACUCGUCAACAGCGGUACGUAGAAGACGAGAUUGCUAAAUGCGAUAAACGCAUCCAGAACAUCAAAGGUGAUUGGGAGCUGCAAUUAGAAACAAUACUCGAGUGCUGUAACGAGACAUACCCAAGCCGCACCCUUCAAGAAUCUUCUGACAAGUCAGCAUGCCAAAGCAACAAGAGGCUGAAGCUCUCUGAAUCUCUUCCUACUACUAAAAGUCUGUGUCAGAGACUCGACGAUAUCUGUCUCAUGAAUAACUGGGUACUACCAAACUAUCGUGUGUCUCCAUCAGAUGGUGGGUAUGAAGCUGAAGUAAGAAUCAAGGGGAAUCAUGUCGCAUAUACAGUACAUGGAGAGGAAAAGUCUGAUGCUGAGGAAGCUAGGGAAUCUGCGGCAGCUUGCUUGCUAACUAAGUUACAAAACACAACAGCCAACUUGUCAUGACUGAGUGAGAUCCAAGAGCAACUCAGAACCCAAACUAACUUCCAUCAUGAGUAGAAAAGUCUGUAUAAAACCAUUGCAAGAUGCCAAGAUUUGUACCGACUCCAUUCCACUGUUCAAACUUCUAGAUAUAUUUCAAGAUACAAAAGGUAUUAACUGAUGCAAUAACUUGAGUAGACCGAGCACCAAACCCAGAGUUAUGUUAUAAAUA